UUGUUGUCGGACUUCUGCAGCCAAUGAGAUUUGGGGCGAAUUAACCUGCUGUUAUGUAUAUUCGCCACAUACUUUUUAUCCUAACCUCUAAUUAUAAACUAUAUUUUUGUGUUUAUAAACAAACUCCCUGACUUAAUAAAAACAAUCUUAUAAAAAGAAAAUCCUGUGAUAACUAUUAACUGCCAAAGCCUAUUACAAUGUCGACAGAAUUUUUAAGCCUUUCUGAAGAACCAGAGUUUACCUCUGAGUUUGCUUAUUUAUAUAAAAAGGGCGGAAAGAAUCCCGAUUUAUCCCAGCAAGAGAGAAGGGACCUUAUCUUACAAGAACAAAAAGAAAAACGACAUAACUUGGUAGACCAGCAUCGAGAUUUUACUGACAUAUUUCUGGAUAAUGAUGAAGAUGUGCCUGAAGAAUCAGACAUGGAUGUGGAUGCACAAAGACCCAAGAGAAAAAAAGACAAGUUUCAUUUGAUGUUCUCUGAGUAUCUUACAGAUAUCCCAGAUGAUUUGGAGGAAAACUGGUUGGUGAAGAUAGUGCCAAAUGGCUGUAGAGCACUUGUAUUAGCAAAAGGUCAACAAACAAUGGUUUUUGGGAGAAAGGGAAAAUUACUGAAUUUAAGGACUCAUUUACCAGGUGGGGGGUUACAUAAAGGUGUUGGCAUAACAGCACUAGACUGUAUUUUCAAUAAAUCCAUGAAAACCAUUUUUGUUUUGGAUUGCAUGUUUUGGAACACAAUGUCUAUGAUAAAUAGUGAGACAACUUUUCGCUUUUACUGGAUAAGAAACCAGUUCAGUGAAAAUCCAAAAUUUCUGGAGACCAACAAGCCUUACAAAUUUUAUCUGUUGGACUUUUAUCCUGCACAGAAAUCUUUGAUUCAAGACAAGAUAUUUCAGGAAAUAUUUAUAUCAGAUAAAAAAGUAUUGUAUAGUGGAGUAACUUUUUAUCAUAAGGAAGUUCAGUAUGCAUUUCGCCAAACUCCCCUUAUGUGUUGGCUUUAUUCUUACAUGCUUCCAGAGAAAUUAGGAGUUGAUGUGCCUCAAGAACUUAUGGAUAAGAUGCCAAAAAAAUAUGAGAAUCUUGAAAAGUUUUUAAAAUUUAAAGAAGAAUUUAGGAAAAAUAGACCUAAAAAUCAACCAGAGAAAAUAGAAAUGGAUACCACUUAAACUGUUGUUUUACUGUUUUAGUCAUUAAGCUUAUUAACCUCAAUUCUCUGCUUACAAUUUUGAUCAUAAUUGUUUUUUAUUAUUUAUUGUUAAAAAAACUUAACUGUCUUAGAUUGGUUGUAGUAUAGUAUUGUUGAUUUACUUAUUUGCUAUGUUAUAAUUUAUUUCAUUAUUAAAUUAUUUUUUAUCCUUUAA
Messenger RNA from Anthonomus grandis grandis, 1358 nucleotides. RefSeq names its product snurportin-1. Gene Ontology annotation, cellular component: cytoplasm; nucleus. NCBI's taxonomy places the organism in Eukaryota, Metazoa, Arthropoda, Insecta, Coleoptera, Curculionidae. The record is from RefSeq and is a predicted model, not a curated record. Gene Ontology annotation, molecular function: protein binding. Bases 198 to 1163 code for a protein of 321 amino acids. The transcript has a single exon. Gene Ontology annotation, biological process: snRNA import into nucleus.